AUGGCCGUCGCAUCCAUACAAGACCGGACCGCCGAGUUCAGGACCGUCCUGAACCAGGUGCAGCGCCGCCAGGCCUCGUCCAAGGUCGGCGCCCAGCGGCGCUCGCUGCUGACGGACUCGGAGAAGGCAGACGCCAACGGCGACGCGAACGGCCGCCCGCGCCGCUCCGAGUUCGCCAGGAAGGCCGCGGAGAUUGGCCGCGGCAUCGGCGCCACCAUGGGCAAGCUCGAGAAGCUGGCCCAGCUCGCCCGCCGCAAGACCCUGUUCGACGACCGGCCCGUCGAGAUCAACGAGCUCACCUUCAUCAUCAAGCAGGACCUGUCGAGCCUGAAUCAGCAGAUCUCCGGCCUGCAGGCCCUCACCCGCCAGCAGCACCCCAAGGCCGACCAGCUCGGCGAGCACAACAAGAACGUCGUCUUCAUGCUGCAAGGGAAGCUGACGGACGUGUCCGCCAACUUCAAGGAUGUGCUCGAGCUGAGGACAAAGAACAUACAGGCCUCGCGGUCGAGGACAGAAAACUUCAUCUCCUCGGUAUCACAACACGCACAGCCAUCUAUCCAACAAUCAGCUUCGCCCCUAUACGGCACUCCUAGUCGGGGUACACCGUCCCCAGGGGGCGACACGCUGUCGCUCAACCCCGUCGGAGACCAACAGAUGCUGCUGAUGGAGGAGGCGCAACCACAGAACACAUAUAUUCAACAAAGAGGCGAGGCCAUCGAGGCCAUCGAGAAGACGAUUGGCGAGCUGGGCUCCAUCUUCGGCCAGCUGGCACAGAUGGUCUCGGAGCAGAGCGAACAGAUCCAGCGGAUAGACGCAAACACAGAGGACGUCGUCGACAACGUCCAGGGCGCGCAGAAGGAGCUGCUCAAGUACUGGUCACGGGUAUCCAGCAAUCGCUGGCUGAUCGCCAAGAUGUUUGGCGUCUUGAUGAUAUUUUUCUUAUUAUGGGUCUUGAUCGCUGGUUGA
Messenger RNA from Neoarthrinium moseri, 966 nucleotides. RefSeq lists its product as uncharacterized. The transcript has 2 exons. Gene Ontology annotation, cellular component: endomembrane system; SNARE complex; Golgi membrane. NCBI's taxonomy places the organism in Eukaryota, Fungi, Ascomycota, Sordariomycetes, Amphisphaeriales, Apiosporaceae. Gene Ontology annotation, molecular function: SNAP receptor activity; SNARE binding. Gene Ontology annotation, biological process: endoplasmic reticulum to Golgi vesicle-mediated transport; intracellular protein transport; vesicle fusion. The coding region runs from base 1 to 966 and encodes 321 amino acids. The record is from RefSeq and is a predicted model, not a curated record.